This is a messenger RNA of Erigeron canadensis, 3322 nucleotides long. Its product is annotated as pentatricopeptide repeat-containing protein At5g04810, chloroplastic. NCBI's taxonomy places the organism in Eukaryota, Viridiplantae, Streptophyta, Magnoliopsida, Asterales, Asteraceae. Gene Ontology annotation, molecular function: protein binding; RNA binding. The transcript has 11 exons. The coding region runs from base 228 to 3047 and encodes 939 amino acids. The record is from RefSeq and is a predicted model, not a curated record.
UUUCACAGGGAUGAGGAUACACUAAUACAGAUAAGCCUGAUAAGUGGUUGAGAAAGAAACCCAGGAAAAACACCCGCACGGUCGCACCACCACUGCAACGGCAGCUCACCGUCGUUUUUCAACCGGAACCACCCCCCACUUUUUAGUUGCUGAGAAUAUCGAAUGAGGGAGAUAGGCUGUAGAUAAACCAACUAACUGAUUCUGCGCAAUCUCUGCCUCCUGAGAUUAUGGAUAACUUUUCAUUUGGUUCUGCAUCCACACAUUACUGCUCUACUUUUUCUGGAAAGCCGUACUCGGUUUCCGCCACUACGUUACCAUUAUACCCAAUUACCGCUUGCUCACAUGACUCUGAAACCCCUACCACCACCACUUCGUCAUACCUCCGCCGUCCCACUAAUAACAAACCCUUAAAACCCAUCACCAACUCCCCCAUAAAUCCGCAACCUUCUAAACCCAAAAGCCAUAACAACAAUCCCCUUCAAAAACUCCUCAAUCCCACCUCUAAAAAGAAUCCGAUUGAUAACAACUCAGGAACCCUAACAGAGAAGCUCUGGUUAACCAGAAAACUCGCUCCGCCACCGCCGCCACCUUCUCCAGCACCGCCACAACCAGCACCACAUUUUUAUGAAACUGAGAAUGUUAGUGUGGAUAGCUCACGUGUCUCGGGAUCCAAACGAAUUGAGUACAGAGAGAAAGGGAAAAUAUUUGUGGGGAACCUUCCUCUAUGGAUAAAGAAACAUGAGCUUACCGAAUUUUUUAGACAGUUUGGUCCCAUAAAGAAUGUGAUACUGAUAAAGGGUUACAAUGAUACAGAAAAAAACAUGGGAUUUGGUUUUGUAAUAUAUGGGGGUACAACAGCUGAAAAGUCGGCAAUGAAGGCGGUGGAGUUUGAUGGUAUGGAGUUUCAUGGGAGGGUGUUAACUGUGAAACUUGAUGAUGGGAGGAGAAUGAAGGAGAAGUCUGCGGAUAGGGCUAGGUGGAUUGAAGGGGAUGACAGUGUAGAUUACAAGUCAAAAUGGCAAGAAGAGAGGGAGGGUUCACGAACAGAGCUUAAGAAGGUGUUGGAAACUCAACCAGAGAACUGGCAGGCUGUUAUCACAGCUUUUCAAAGGAUUAAGAAGCCUUCCAGGAAAGAGUUUGGGUUGAUGGUCAACUAUUAUGCAAGACGAGGAGAUAUGCAUCGUGCAAGAGAAACUUUCGAGAGCAUGCGAGCCAGAGGAAUUGAGCCAAACACACAUGUCUUUACCAACCUAAUUCACGCUUAUGCAGUAGGUAGAGAUAUGGAAGAGGCACUUUCUUGUGUAAGGAAAAUGAAAGAUGAGGGGAUUGAAAUGACUUUGGUGACCUACAGUAUUCUUGUGGGAGGAUUCGCUAAAGUUGGCGAUGUGAAUGCUGCAGAUAAGUGGUUCAAGGAGGCCAAAGAUACACAGACAACUCUGAAUGCCAUUAUAUACGGAAGCAUAAUUUAUGCUCAUUGCCAAACCUUCAACAUGGAUCGUGCGGAAGCCUUGGUCAGGGAGAUGGAGGAAGAGGGCAUUGAUGCUACAAUGGAUAUUUACCACACUAUGAUGGAUGGUUAUACAAUGGUUAAAAAUGAAAAUAAAUGUCUUGUGGUAUUUAAGAGGCUUAAGGAAUGUGGCUUUACACCAACAAUAGUUACAUAUGGAUGCCUUAUUAAUCUUUACACCAAGAUGGGAAAAGUUUCCAAAGCAUUGGAGAUCAGUGAAACAAUGAAAUCUGAAGGCGUAAAGCAUAACAUGAAGACAUAUUCAAUGUUAAUCAACGGAUUUAUAAAGUUAAAAGAUUGGGCUAACGCAUUUGCUAUAUUUGAAGAUGUGGUCAAAGAUGGUUUAAAGCCUGAUGUUAUACUGUAUAAUAACAUCAUAGGGGCAUUUUGUGGCAUGGGAAACAUGGAUCGUGCACUUCGUACUGUUGAGGAAAUGCAAAAAUUGAGACAUAAACCCACUUCACGAUCAUUUAUGCCCAUCAUUCAUGGUUAUGCGAGAGCCGGGGAAGCUAAAAGAGCUCUUGAGGUGUUUAAUAUGAUGAGAAUGAGCGGAUGCAUCCCAACUGUGCACACGUAUAAUGCUCUAAUUCUUGGUCUAGUUGAGAAGCGUCAGAUGGAAAGGGCAGUAAAAGUGGUAGAUGAAAUGUUACUGGCGGGGGUUAUCCCAAAUGAGCAUACGUACACCACAAUAAUGCAUGGUUAUGCAUCAGUUGGUGAUACUGGAAAAGCAUUCGAGUAUUUUGCUAAAGUUAAGAAUGAGGGAUUGGAUCUUGAUGUUUUCACAUAUGAGGCCCUACUUAAAGCAUGUUGUAAAGCUGGGAGGAUGCAAAGUGCUUUAGCAGUGACCAAAGAAAUGCAUGCGCAGCAAAUUCCAAGAAAUACAUUCUUUUACAACAUACUCAUAGACGGAUGGGCUCGAAGGGGCGAUGUUUGGGAAGCAGCUGACUUGAUGCAACAAAUGAAGCAAGAAGGGGUCCAACCUGACAUCCGGACUUACACAUCUUUAGUUAACGCUUGUUGUAAAGCUGGUGAUAUGCUUCGAGCAGCAAAAACGGUUAAAGAGAUGGAGGCUGCAGGAUUAAAGCCAAAUCUCAAAACACACACGACAUUGAUACAUGGCUGGGCUCGUGCUUCACUUCCUGAGAAAGCUUUAAGAUGCUUCGAAGACAUGAAGCGGGCAGGAUUAAAACCAGACCGAGCUGUGUACCACUGCUUGAUGACAUCAUUGCUGUCACGAGCUUCUAUAGCUGAAGACUACAUUUACUCAGGCAUCGAGCAAAUAUGUGCGGAAAUGGUGGACUCAGGUUUGACCGUUGACAUGGGGACUGCUGUCCACUGGGCCCGGUGCUUACGUAAGAUUGAAAGGGGCGGUGGAGAUAUUACUGAAGCACUUCAGAAAACAUUUCCACCUGAUUGGAAUUCACAGAACACGCUUGAUGAAAUUUCGGGGGUGGAGUGGAAUGACGACGACAAUGAUGAUGAUAAUGGUGAUGGGUUGAGUUAUGAUCGUGAUUCUGAUAGUGAUUUUGAUGAGGUUUGAUAGAUGACUUCGAUAGUAGAUGUACAUUUUGUGAAAGCUUUUAAAGAAUUUUGCUAUAUUAGCUGUACACCGCCGCUGCAACGAAAGCUGUACAUGGUCUUGAUUUGUUAACUUUGAGCCGACUGAUGAGAGCCGAUCCUGUUUAGUUAUUCAUAGUUAUUCUUCUUUUUAUUGAUGUAUAUAUCUGGUAAAUGCUUCAUCUGCUGGUUCUGUACAAGUUUUUUCCUUGUUGGAGGGAGCUCCAGGUUUUAUAAAAAAAUCUGAUUUUGCUGAAA